AUGAGAACAAUCAACACCAAGGACUUCAAUGCACUGAGCUUAGCGCAGCCGACUGACUUCAAGUCGAUGCUGUCCUCUGGCACAAUCCUCUGGGGCACGGGCUGUCGAAUCCCACAUGAAGAAGCAGCGCGGAUAGUCGCCUCAACACCAUAUCACUUUUGCUUCAUAGAUGCUGAGCACACACCACUAAACGCGACACUACUUGUGAACUUGAUUCGGACAAUUCAGUACCACUCCAACGGAUCGAUGGUACCUGUGGUUCGCUUCCCCGGCUGCUCACCAGAGCUAGUCCCUUAUGCUCUGAAUGCGGGCGCAGGUGGAAUAAUUAUGCCUCAUGUGCAAAAUGCGAAGCAGGCGGAGGAACUGGUUCGGCUGUGCAGAUUCCCACCCAUGGGCGACCGCAGUUUCCCUCCAGCCGCCUUAAUCAACGAGCAGCAGAACAGAACACCAAAAGGCCAGUCUACCUACGAUGUUUGGAAUAAUCAUGCAGCUGUCAUAUGUCAAAUUGAGGAUCUAGAAGGAUUAGAGAACAUUGAGGACAUCUGCAAAGUUCCUGGUAUUGACGGUCUAUUCAUUGGAACUGGCGAUCUACGGCUAUGUAUGGGACUAGCCACAGGAAGCCUCGACGGCGACGAGCCAGCGUUUGUAUCCGCCCUCGCCAGGAUACGGGAUGCUGCCAAGGCUAACAAUCUCCCCAUGAUGGGAUUUGGCAUUUCGCACUCCACAUUAAAGAGCAGGAUCGCCAUGGGAUGGAAUGCUUUUAUUAUUCAUGGGGACAUUGACGCCAUUACUAAAUCGGCCAUCGAGGCUUUGGACUCAUAUGGUGGUGUUGCCUGUAGUGCUCUCUCGCAAGGUCAUAAAAAUGGUCGUAAGAGGGAAUGGAAUGGUGAUUGA
Messenger RNA from Fusarium sp. VM40, 894 nucleotides. The record is from the annotation of a GenBank genome assembly. NCBI's taxonomy places the organism in Eukaryota, Fungi, Ascomycota, Sordariomycetes, Hypocreales, Nectriaceae.